Anolis sagrei ordinatus is the source of this 1665-nucleotide messenger RNA. RefSeq names its product tetraspanin 1 (gene TSPAN1). Lineage: Eukaryota; Metazoa; Chordata; Lepidosauria; Squamata; Anolidae. The record is from RefSeq and is a predicted model, not a curated record. Gene Ontology annotation, cellular component: plasma membrane.
GGCUGACUGGGCAAUUUAAAAGGCAGACUUCUUGCUCACUGCAAAGUCAUAAGGAUUACCAUUCACCUUGUUUCUGGUGUAGGUUGUUGCCCUUACAGAUACCAAGAUGAGUUGUUUCACUUUCUUGAAGGUCAUGAUGAUUUUAUUUAAUCUAGCUAUAGUGAUUGGUGGAGGGGUACUAUUGGGCAUUGGAAUCUGGGUCAGUGUUGACAGUACUUCCUUCCUCAAAAUGUUUGGCCCUCUAUCCUCCAGUGUCCUUCAGUUUGUGAAUGUGGGCUACCUACUCAUAGCCAUUGGAGCUGUCCUGUUUCUGUUGGGCUUCUUGGGAUGCUGUGGAGCUCAGAAAGAGAGCAAGUGCCUUCUGAUUACGUUCUUCUCAAUUAUCCUGAUAAUCUUCAUUGUUGAAGUUGCUGCUGCAGUGGUGGCUUUGGUCUACACAUCACUUGCAGAGACUAUAUUGCAAGGAACUGUGACACAGCUAUUGAAAAACGAAUAUGGAAAAAGCACUGACAUUACUACUGUAUGGAAUACCACAAUGCACGAUCUGAAGUGCUGUGGUCUAUCAAAUUACACAGACUUUGAUGGUUCCUACUACAUGUCCCAUCAUGGCAAUAUUUACCCCUUAUACUGCUGUAACAACACCAACAAUUGUACUGAAGCUGAAGCUGUGAAAAGCAAGGUGCCGGGCUGUUUCUCCAAGUUGAUAUCUGAAAUACGUCAGAAUGCUGGUGUUGUGGGUGGAGUAGCAGCUGGGAUCUGUGCACUGGAGCUUGCAGCAAUGGCCGUGGCAAUGUACAUCUACUGUCGCUUAGAUGAGAAAUGACUGGGUUAGAGUGCUGUGAGGUUACCUUGCCAAGAGGCAAGAGGAUGCCAUUCAUAGCAACCUUUUCUUAACCUGUGUCCACAACAAAUUGAACAUUUCUCAGGCAUGAAGCGUGCCACAUGAUUUAACUGUACCAAACUGGAAUCUGUAGUGUGUACAAAAAUGAAGGGAAAGUGAUUUGAUAAGAAUUGUUUUGCAAUGUGAAGGGUUCUUAUGUCCACGGCCAAGAAGAUUGACUCAAAGACUGAAAAACAGAAAAACUGACAGCAUUUCUGCUUUUAAAAACAGUGCCCUUUGCCACUUUAAAAUUUGAGAGUUUUCCUGCUGGCUUUGAUACUUCUCAUCCAGAGAGAGAUGCGAGAUCUCUGUAGGAUGGUAAACAGUCCGAAAUGCUGCUCAAAGCUUUGAAAGGCUAUAGUUCCAUUCCUAUGCAAAAGAAUCCUGUCUCCAUGUGGAGUCAGGGAAUCAGCACCACUUUCCCCCUUAAUACAAAUACUGGCAAAACAAAGAAGAUAAACAAAGAUCACAAUCUCUUGUUUUCUCCUGGGAUUAAUGUGCAUGGCUGCAAAGGGUCAUUGCAUGGCAAAUCCUAUUCUGCCAGUUAGUAUAUGUAGUAACAAAUUUCCCUAUUUCUCCCCCCCCCCCCCCCCAAAUGCUCCUUUUGACUCUCUGUACGGGUGUCUGGUUGAGCUGGCUCUAUUGGAACAGAACCCCUUUUAUUAUGGAUUGUAUUGUAUGUUGGCCUAGCCUUUUAUUUUUUUACUCUUUGAGGAUGCAAUUUUAUUAUCGAAUCAUUGUUUGCACAGUCUUAUCUAUUACAAUAAAAGCUUCUUUUAAUUUUA